Messenger RNA from Nomia melanderi (Alkali bee), 3906 nucleotides. It is a transcript of the gene brat, whose product is annotated as tripartite motif-containing protein brain tumor. The record is from RefSeq and is a predicted model, not a curated record. Gene Ontology annotation, molecular function: mRNA 3'-UTR binding; zinc ion binding; protein binding. Lineage: Eukaryota; Metazoa; Arthropoda; Insecta; Hymenoptera; Halictidae.
AUAAAAGUGGAAAGGAAGAAGGAAAGGAACGCGGCGCGUCAGAGGGAGCAGCAGCAGCAGCAGCAGCGGCAGCAGCAGCCAGCAGCAGCAGCCAGCCAGCCAGCCAGCCAGCUAGCAGCGGCUCGAAAGGCGGCGAGAAAGAGAGAGGGAAAGCACGCUACGAGCCAUGCCGCACAGUCUCGCCUGAACAAAGGAAGGCUCCCUCAACCGAGGGUCGAUUCCGAUCGACGAACCGUUGGUCCCCCUUCGUUAGUCUUCGCCGCGCCUCGUGCGGCACGAGUGUGUACGAAGCGGUCAGUCACGUAGCAGCGGCCGAGCCGUGCGGAACAAAGAGCGGAAGAAUUGGAAGGAGAACGGCAGAGAACGAGUAGCGAGCGUGCGUGCGUCUGCGAACCGGCUCGCCGGUGAACGAUACACACGAAGGAAAAAGGCGGACCAGAGAAUAAUACGACAGUAGUUUUGACGAUAUACUCGUGCGCUCUCCGAGGGUUCUCAAUUGAUCGAUAUACAUGUAUAUAUAUAUGUGUGUAUAUAAAAUAUACACAUACGUAUCAUACAUAUAUAUAUAAAUUUAUAUUGUAUAUAUAUAUGUACAUACACUACCGCAUCAUUUGAACACGAAGGAAAUUCUCUGUUCCCUCGUCAAUUUUUCCAUCCGAAUCGGCUCGGCUCGUGUACGGUACGUUUUGACAUCGACUUCAUCGCUCAUCCCAUCUCAUCAAUUCAAAUUGUGUCGAAGAAGCUUGUUUCCCGUGGAACCGGCCGAGGAAACGUUUGGUUCAACGCGUGUGUGCUUUCUAAGGUGCUUUCGUAUAUUCAAGUUCAAGCCUGUCCGGUGGGUCGGUGACGAGCCGCAGGGACAUCGAAGGACACGGAGUUGAAUUUUUGACUGACAGUUUUGUGCGUGCGUGCGUGCGUGCGUGUGUUCGACGUACCGGCAACCUAACCUAACGACCGCACACUCCACGAGAGAGCAGCCGCACCAGUGAUCGACGAUCGUCGUUGUGCCCCAUGUACGCGUCGAUAGUAAAAUAAAAAAGAAGAAAGGAGAAGAGAGGAAACCGAUCUUCGCGUGUGUGUCGCCACAAAGUGCUAACGAAGCUCGACAGUGUAACGGAGAAGAAUCCGGAUAAAGACCAAAAAGAGAAAGAGUAAUACAGGGAAAAAAGUGACUAGAAGCGCGACGUCUUUAUCUCCCUCUUUGUGUGACAUGUGCCACAGAUACACGGUGCGAGUUUGAAAAGUAGAGGGCCCCUCUCGUCGAAAUAUAAAAGCGGUGUGUACCUCCGUUCGACUACCUACGGAUUAUCCUCGUUUUUACGGGAUGCCGGUUGACUGAAGAUGGCCUCGCCGACACUCUCGCUGGAAUCGCGCGCGAAUUCCAUCGGGUCCCUGGCCUCGCUGUCACCGCUUACAGUAAGCGGCAGUUCUCCGCCUGCGAGCGACUCGGCGAUCUGCGACGUCGACAGCUGCGAUCUCUGCCUCGACUCACAGAAACCUGGGGAGGCGCCCUGCCCGCGUUGCCGAUUGGGAGGCGCCGGCGGCGUACGCUGCACCGGCUGCAAGUCGACCGAAUCCGACGCCGUAGCUCGUUGCAUAGACUGCGCGAACUUCCUUUGCCCGAACUGCGUGAUGGCGCAUCAGUUUAUGCACUGUUUCGAGGGUCACCGAGUCUUGAACCUCGGCGACUCGAAGCUGGAAACGGUGACCAGCUCCGCGAGCACCGAGCUGCCUAAGAACAGCCUGGUGAUCAACGGCGGGAACGGGAACGGCGAGAAGGUGCCCUAUUGUCCACGUCACAAGCAAGAUCUUCUCAAGUACUUCUGCCGCACCUGCACCGCCCUGGUGUGCAAGGAGUGCACCAUCACCGAUCAUCCGGCUCCUUUGCACGACUGCGCGCACAUCUCCGAGGUCGGCACGCAACAGCUAGACGCGAUGGCUAGAGUGGUGCAAGAGUGCAGAGCUAAAGCAGCGGAUGUCAGGGCCGCGGUGAAAGCAGCGGAUCAUGGAGCAGCAAGGCUGCAGGUGCAGUACCACAAAGCGCAGAACGAGAUCAACGACACCUUCCAGUUCUACAGGUCCAUGCUCGAGGAACGGAAGCAAGAGCUGCUGAAGGAGCUCGAAUCGGUGUUCUCCACCAAGCAGAUCUCCCUCGGUGUGCUCACGCAGAAGGCUAACGAAAUGGCGGACAAGAUCCUGCAGACCUGCGAGUUCGUCGAACGUCUAACCAAAUACACUACCGUCACCGAAGUGCUGAUGGUCAAGAAGCUUCUAGAUUCGAAGCUUCAGCUGCUGUUGAACUAUACGCCGGAUAUUGGCAGUCAGACGGUCGAUCUCGAGUUCGUCAGUAACUAUCAGGCGAUCCAAGUGGGCGUACGGAACACGUUCGGAUACGUUCGCAGUAACAAUGAGAGCAACGCUGGGCCCAUCGGCAAGCAACCGCCUAUCGCUCGACCGACCGCGUUGUCCAGUAACGGCAACAACGGCAGUAACUCCAGCAACGGACCCAGCACUGGAUCCUUGGGCGGUCUCCUGUUGGAUAGACCGUACAGCAACGGCCUGAUACCUUCUACCUCAACCUGUGCUUCAUCCACCUCGCCGUCGUCGUUCGACACCAACAGCAGCGUGAUCACGAAACGUUUCAGCUCGGCGAACAGUCUGGGACCGUUCUCGACGGCGAUCAGCGACCUGAACCUGAACGGGAUCAACGCGAACCCAUACGAAAAGUGGAGCAACGGCGGCAACGACGCUUAUCCGGUAGUAACCACGAACGAUCAUUUCUCGAUGCCAACGUCCGCGGCCGCAGCAGCGAAUGCAGCAUCCGGCGACUCGGUCCUAGAUCUAACCUCGAAGUUGAUGUCCGCCGCGGCGAUCUUCCCUCCGAAGUCCCAGAUCAAACGUCAGAAGAUGAUCUACCACUGCAAGUUCGGAGAGUUCGGCGUGAUGGAGGGUCAGUUCACCGAGCCGUCCGGCGUCGCGGUGAACGCGCAGAACGACAUCAUCGUCGCGGACACGAACAACCAUCGCAUCCAGAUCUUCGAUAAGGAGGGCAGGUUCAAAUUCCAGUUCGGAGAGUGCGGCAAACGGGAUGGUCAGCUGCUGUACCCUAACCGCGUCGCGGUGGUGAAGACGUCCGGCGACAUAAUCGUGACCGAACGCUCGCCCACUCACCAGAUACAGAUCUACAACCAGUACGGGCAGUUCGUGCGCAAGUUCGGCGCGAACAUUCUGCAGCAUCCGCGCGGCGUCACCGUCGACUCGAAGGGCCGGAUCGUGGUGGUCGAGUGCAAGGUGAUGCGCGUGAUCAUCUUCGACCAGGCCGGCAAUGUGCUCCAGAAAUUCGGUUGCUCCAAGCAUCUCGAGUUCCCGAACGGAGUGGUCGUGAACGACAAACAGGAGAUCUUCAUCAGCGACAAUCGGGCGCACUGCGUGAAGGUGUUCAAUUACGACGGGGCGUAUCUGCGCCAAAUCGGCGGAGAGGGGAUCACGAACUACCCAAUCGGCGUCGGGAUCAACGCGAUAGGGGAGAUCUUGAUCGCGGACAAUCACAACAACUUCAAUCUGACGAUUUUCACCCAGGACGGCCAGCUGGUGUCCGCCCUCGAGAGCAAGGUGAAACACGCUCAAUGCUUCGAUGUCGCAUUAAUGGACGACGGAUCGGUCGUGUUGGCCAGCAAGGAUUACCGGCUCUACAUUUAUCGUUACGUACAAGUACCACCGAUCGGCAUGUAGAGCAGCGAGCCGCAGCGACGCCGACAAUGAUCGUCGAUCGCCGGUCAAUCGACCGUCGGUCGUUGCCCCCCAUUAUUCUCGCCGGGAUUGUUUUCGACGGCCCGCGCGCACCCGGGCCUGGAUCUCAUCGGUCUUUUAUUAUAUACGUAUAUAUAUAUAGACUUUUUUUUCUUU